UCAUUUCUUGGAUACCUCUGUACGUCCAGUCAGCUGAGUUCUAUGACGACCUUAUAUAACAACGUUGUCCAACUUUUGUGUAUUGAUGCAUCACAAGGUGAUUAGCCUAAUGAGCACUAUUGUGGAGAUAGACUUGAAUGGCUUAUUUUGUAAAUAGUUUUUAAUAUUAGUUGUUCUUAUUUUGUCAAUUUUUCACUGUAUGUAUAUUUAUCAUCAAAUGACUGUACCUGUUGUUUUAGUGAAUGGCCUUGAACGCAAUUUCCGUUGUAUUACUGACAUAGCGUGAUGUACCCCCGUUUGCUAACAAAUACAUUGCCAUACACACAUACCUUGUUCUAUCUUCACUUGUGAUUGAGCUAACUGCAUUCUAAAUCAAACAUUAUCUGCAUUUAUAGACUGUGGGUCGGAAUAUAUCAUACCUAACAUUGGUUUACAUUACUGGAGAGUCCAACAACCAAACAUUUAUAAUUGUGAAUUUUCAGUAUCAGACCCAAUCCGAACACGCAUCAACUUGGUGAACUUAAGUAAAGUCCCAAUUUUUCUGUUGUAUUUGUAACAAUUAACAUUAUUAUUUACUCUUAAUAACUUGGUUAAUAUUUUUUUACGUUCAUUUCUGUCUUGUCCACCACACUAUACCGACUUUCAGUAUUAAUGUAAUACAGCAUGUUGGAUCUGUACAGAAGUUCACUUCAUAGAAAAAAUUAGGAAGACCCUUUAAAACUUUAUCCUCACAACACCGCUGUUCCCUUCCCAGGUCCCGGUAUAUUGACUUGUUUGAUAGGUGCUACCCUAGGCUUGCUAUACAACAAAACACUGGUGUUUCCUGCAAAUAAAUAACCCAUGGGCAAGCAGCUGCUCCAUAACUGAUCUCCAAGUCAUCACUGAAUCGAUUUAAUUUCACCUUCGCGUCGGGUCCGUCAAUUCUCUUCUUGAUCUCCCGAGACACCUCUGGAAACAUCAGCGCAAUCAAAAACACUCAGCUCUAUUUUAGGUAGUUGUAUACCUACCAUAACAGGCGCCAGUAGCUUUAUGCUCUUCUCUAAUAUUUCAGGUUUCUGCUUCAUGUCUAAACUACGAUCUUUCAUGUCAUCUACUAUCGAAUCAGAACUAGCGUCACUAUUAUUGUAAUUAACCCUAUUUAAGUCUGAAUCAUAUGACAUAAGGGUAUCAAAAGAUACUAUGUCAAAAGGGACUCGUCAUUUGACUUGACUUUAUUGACACCAAUCAGAUUCGAGCUUGACUUUCUUCAACGUACAUAAGACGAAAGUUGAACUGUCGUUCAGUGCUCUACAAUUAAAAAAUAAACACUUCUCUUCUGCAUUACAAAAGCAGUAUCAUAAUAUCCAAAUUGUUAAUGGUAGACACGCGGAUGCCUUAUGCUUUAGCAAUCAUGCAACCUGUGAAUCCAUAAUGCAGCGUGAAACGUGCAUUACUUACGAAUGAUAGUGUAAAAAUGUUAGCUGAAUCAGGAACAGUUAAGUCUGUGAACACUUGCGAAACCAACUAAAAAUAAGAUAAAGAAUAGUAUAAAGAUAAAUAUUUACCAGCAACUAAUAAAAAAAUAUUCGAUUAUAGAUCGUACGUGCAUUUAACUCAUCCUUUUUUGUUCCAUUAUGCACGCUUAUUCACUUUAUCUCUUGCGUCGUGCAUAAAGCCUGGCUCGCAAUACCCAUCGCGUGUGUUAUUUGGUUUUCUGGACAGGCGGCACAUUAGAACCGUAAACACAUAACAUCUAUAAAUAUAUAUGGACUUAUGUUAGUUUGCUGCGAAUUGUUCUGUAGAAUUUGUCACUACUUAUACCAAUUUUACUUUUAGUUUCACGUAAGGUAUAAGUUAUUGCUAGUUUGGGUGUCAACACUUGGGCUAGGCAUGCUUUGGUUGAAUUCCGAAGAUCAUCACAUGCAAUCUCGGAUAAUCUGGUCGCCUGAGAUUUUAUAAACAGCUUCGGUUUGCGCACCCGGGCAGUAUCACAGCCCUCACACACAUCAAAUGAGAUUUGUGUGGCGCAUGCGGCUUAUUUACCUGAUGGGAGAUUUCUAGCUGUGUUUAACAGCUCAAUCGUCUCGAGGAUCAGCAGGCAUUUGGUAGAGCAGCAUGCACUGCAUAGCCAACGUAGUAGUGGUUUGCAAUACCUUUAAAAUGCAGUCGAUGUGUCCUGUGCACACAUGAUACUACUUGUUGGGGGUAUCAUAUUACAUUCAAUCCUCGACUAGAAAGAAACAUGGGUUGCCGCACCGAUGUUUUGUUGGGGCUAUUUAAUUUGUUAAUUGGACACAGAGAACAAAGAAAUUUGUCAGCACCGGAAAUAGCAAAAGCAAAAAUCAUUUAUGGAUAAUGUCCUGAAAAUUCUAAAAAUGAUGGACACUGAACAUCAAAAAGUUUUUUAUGUCGUACUCAAAAAAUGAGUACGGAAAACCUGCUAUACAAGUGAACUGGUUGGUCCACUAAACGAGAGCCGCUUGAUAAAUCUUUUUUUCUGCACUGACAAUAUGAGUACAAUCCAAUGAACUAAUGUUAAACUGACAUUAUCGAGUAGUCUAUUACUAGUAGCUCAAUAUUUAGUUUAAGUAAGUAUUAAAGUAGCUUUCACAUUUUAGGACAUAAUCGAAAUUCUAUGAUUUACUCAGCAAGGAAAAAGUACCACCUUUUAUUAGGGGAAAAUGACCCAUGUAACAGGCAUAGUCCUGGCUACAAAUAUUUGUAAAAUCCUAUCAGGUUCAUUAUCCUUUGAGAAUCAUGAUGAUUCUGUCACUUACGGAUUGUGUAAUCUAUAUUUAAAUGAUAAUUUAGAACAAAUGACAAAACUUCGUGAUGGUCAGAUUUUGGAAACCUAUUAUGAUAAACUAAAUGAAUGUAUAAAAGAUAUGGAAGAUUGUGGCGUACGGCUAAAGUCUAUGCUAGACCAAUUGAAUGCUUUGAGACAACUAAGUCAAAAUGAAUCAAUUUACCAGCAGUAUGCCACAUGCCAAUCGACAUUGGACUCAUCCGUAAAAGUAAAAAGUGAUUCUGCACUAGAUGAUAACAGUUUGUCUACUUUAAAUUCGACUCGAUCAUAUCCAUUAACAUCAUUAAAACAACAAACACAACAACGGAAGUUCAGGGAGACUUACUUAUGCGAAAUAUUGAACAUUGAAAUAAACGGACUAAUCAAACAAAUUGAACGUGAUUCAAGCAUUCGAAAAUAUUUAGUGAAAAUUAUAUUACCUAGCACUUCACAUUAUUUUCAAGUGAAUACUUUUGUUCAGGAUAAUGAUGAUGCUGUCCUAACAAAAUUUGUGUCAAUUUGGCGUCAUUUUGGACAAUAUGUUUCAUGGUUUACUGCUAUAUCAAUGUCUGAGCAUAUUUUGAAAACUUUCAAUAAUACAAACUGA
Molecule: messenger RNA, 3371 nt
Organism: Schistosoma margrebowiei
Lineage: Eukaryota; Metazoa; Platyhelminthes; Trematoda; Strigeidida; Schistosomatidae
Source: the annotation of a GenBank genome assembly